AUGGAAGAACAGAGGGGAAGUCCUGUUUUGAUGAUGCUUGCUCAAAACGUUUUGAUCGUCUUGUUCGUUCUGCUAACGGGGGAUGGCGAAUGCAAUGCUGAAGAUAGCGACAUGAAGCUCGCCCGUGCCCAGAAUCACUUCGCCCUCAAGCUUCUCAAGGAACUGUGCAGCGAAGAACCGGAAUCGAACAUCUUCUUCUCGCCGACCAGCAUCUCCGUCGCACUCGCCAUGGUCUACGCCGCCGCCAGGGGCAAGUCCGAAGCGGAAUUUUCCACUGCUCUUGGCCACACCGCAGCGGGACUGCCUAGCAGAGAAUCUACACUGGAGUCUUACAAAAAGAUUCUGGCAGAACAGCAGACUGAUGAUAAUCUAAGUUUGAUGAUAGCAAACGCAGUAUUUGUGCAGAAGAAGCUGAAAGUCCUCAAAAGUUACCGGAAGGAGCUCGUUGACAUCUUUGCGGCGAUGUAUCGGUCGGUGGACGUUGGGGGAGGAAAGUCUGCCAUGGAAUCCGAGGUUAACCAGUGGGUAAAGAACAAGACCAAAGACCAGAUCUCGGGCUUCAAAAUUCCUGCAGGCACCAUAACGGCGCUUCUCAAUGCCAUUAACUUCAAGGGGCUAUGGGAGACCCCUUCCGAUCUCAAGUAUUCCUUCUCACUUCCUUUUUACAACAAAGGAUCUGAGGUAGUUAUGGCAGAAACCAUGUCGCGAGACGGCACGGUAUUGUUCACCUCUGAACUCGGCUUGAAAUGUGAAGCCACAGAAUAUCCUUACAAAGGGGGCAGACAGAGCAUGAUAUUCUUCGACUUGAAAACGGAGUACAACCUCGUUCCUGCCCUGAAGAAGUUGGGUGUGGGUUCCAUCUUCUCUGACGCCGAUCUGUCGGGAAUCCCUGGCGGCGAAGGGCAGGUGGUAACCGAGGUCCAGCACAAGGCAGCCAUUGAGAUCAACGAAGAAGGCACGGUUGCCGCCGCCGCAACAGCACUGCGUGCGAGCAAAAAUCGUACACAAUCCUUUGUCGUGAAUAGACCUUUCCUCUUCUACAUCUGCGAGAAGGCUACCGGCCGUCUGCUGUUUUUGGGAGAAGUGCACGCACUCCCAGCCAUUAAAUAA
Molecule: messenger RNA, 1110 nt
Organism: Ixodes scapularis (black-legged tick)
Lineage: Eukaryota; Metazoa; Arthropoda; Arachnida; Ixodida; Ixodidae
Product: intracellular coagulation inhibitor 2-like
Exons: 2
Coding region: 1-1110 (369 amino acids)
Molecular function (GO): serine-type endopeptidase inhibitor activity
Source: RefSeq, a predicted model, not a curated record